Capsaspora owczarzaki ATCC 30864 is the source of this 3724-nucleotide messenger RNA. Its product is annotated as ubiquitin carboxyl-terminal hydrolase 5. The record is from RefSeq and is a predicted model, not a curated record. Gene Ontology annotation, molecular function: protein binding; cysteine-type deubiquitinase activity; cysteine-type endopeptidase activity. Gene Ontology annotation, cellular component: cytosol; nucleus. Gene Ontology annotation, biological process: protein deubiquitination; regulation of protein stability. The transcript is spliced from 7 exons. Lineage: Eukaryota; Filasterea; Ministeriida; Capsasporidae. Bases 98 to 3505 code for a protein of 1135 amino acids.
UUUGUUCAUUCAUUCUUUGUUUUUUUGUUUUUUUUUUUUGUUUUUGUUUUUUUCAAUCUUCACUUCUUCUUCUUCAUCGUCAUCCUGCACUGAGCAAAUGACUGCCGCGCACGACCAUCCCGCACCGCAGCAGGACACGCCGCCCGCAUCCGAUGCUGCUGAUGCACCCGCAGCCCAGCAGCAACAGCAGCAACAGCAGCAACAGCACCAGAGUGACGCUGCAAACACUCCUCCUGUGCCCUCUCCCGACGCUGCUGCUGCCGCUGCUGCCCCGCCGUCGCCAACCCCUGCCGCCGUCAAGCAAGGACUUAACGCUCUGCUUGAGCCUGGCGACGAGCACAAGCUGGACGAGUCGUUCGUCACUGUGCUUCCAGACUGGAACGCCCGCACAACCAAGUUCCACACCGAGCCCGUCAAGAUUGAUGGCAACCAAUGGCGCCUGCUGAUCUUCCCGCAGGGUCAGGAUGCCAACCCACCGCAUCUUUCGGUGUUCUUGGAGUGCUGCGACAUCAAGGAUCACCCCGCCAAGUUCCGCAAGUGCGUCAUCUUCUCCAUCACCGUCAAGAGCGCUCUUGGUGACCAAGUCAGCUUUUCCAAGGAUACCCGACACGUGUAUACUGCGGCCGAGCAGGACUGGGGCUACAAGUCGUUCGUGCCCCUGGCGGAGCUGCGAGACCCCGAGAAACAGUUUAUCGUGAACGACACUGUCACGCUUGUCACACACCUCAUGAUUGUAAGAGACUGGGAGACGGUUCAGAACGAGACCUGGGCCAACUGGAACAGCCGCAAGGAAACGGGUUUUGUGGGCUUGCGCAACCAGGGCGCGACGUGCUACAUGAACUCGCUGCUGCAGACGCUCUACUUUACCAAGCAAUUCCGCAAGGCUGUGUACAGCAUGAACACGUCCGAAGACAAUCUGGCCAAGAGUGUGCCGCUUGCACUGCAGCGCGUCUUUUUCAACCUGCAGACCGCGGAGCAGGCCGUCGGCACGCACGAGCUGACCAAGUCGUUUGGUUGGGACACGUACGACUCGUUCAUGCAGCACGACGUGCAGGAAUUCAGUCGCGUCCUGAUUGACAACGUUGAAACCAAGAUGAAGAAUACCCCCGUGGAGAAGGUGAUCGCGCAACUCAUGGAGGGCAAGAUGAAGUCGUACAUUCGCUGCAUCAACGUCGACUAUGAGAGCUCGCGCGUCGAGCCCUUUUACGACAUCCAGCUCAACGUCAAGGGCAUGAAGGAUGUGUACGCCUCGUUUGAGGACUAUGUCCAGGUGGAGACGCUCGACGGCGACAACAAGUAUGCUGCCGAGGGCCACGGCUUGCAGGACGCCAAGAAGGGCGUCACGUUCAUUUCUCUGCCGCCCGUCCUGCAUUUGCAGCUCAAGCGCUUCGAGUACGACUUCCGCAAGGACGCCAUGGUCAAGAUCAACGACCAAUUCGAGUUCCCCGAAAAGCUCGAUCUGGAAAAGUACCUCGCUGCUCCCGAGGACACGCCCGCCCACUACACGCUGCACUCUGUGCUGGUGCACAGUGGCGACGUGAACGGUGGCCAUUACGUGGCCUUCAUCAAGUCGCAGCGAGACGGCAAGUUUUACAAGUUUGACGACGACCGCGUUUCCCCCGCGACCAACGAAGAAGCCAUGGAAGACAACUUUGGCUCGUCGGAACCGCCGCUUCCUCUGGGUGCACCACGCGGACCCAUGGCUCGUGCAGGGUUUUUGCGUCUGGCGCGCCGCAUCACGAACGCCUACAUGCUGGUCUACAUCCGCGAGUCGCAUUGGGAGCAGGUCAUGGGCGAGGUCACGGCCGAGCACAUUCCUUCGUUCCUGUCUGACCGGUUUUCGGAAGAGUCUCGCAAGGAGGAGAGCGAGCGCAAGCGUCGCGACGAGGAGCACCUCUACAUGUCGGUGACGGUUUGCUCCGACCAGCACUUUGCGCAGCAUUCAGAGUUUGAUCUCGUUGACUUCCAAAGCCCGCAGCUGUUCAGCAGCCGCGUGCUCUUCACCUCGCCCUUUGCAGACUUCCAGGCCAAGGUUGAGCAGGCCCUUGGCAUUCCAGUCGCAAAGCAGCGCUUCUGGACGUGCAUUACGCGCGAGAACAAGACCAUUCGUCCAGACACGCCGUUGGAGGCAACCUCUCCCGCGAGCACCAUGCUUCAGGUCGUCGGCGGAACAUCUCGACACCGCUUGUACGUUGAGCAACUGGAGGACGCAGCACCGCCAGCAGUCGAUUCAAAGUCCAUGCUGCUCUUCUUCAAGUACUACGACCCGAAGGAGUCUCUGAUGCGCUACCUGACUCACUCUGUGGUUGACAAGGCGCAGCGCUUCUCCGACCUCUUCCCACUCAUCCGUCAAGCGGCUGGUUUGCCUGCUGAGGCUGCUCUCUCCGUUUACGAGGAGGUCAAGCCCUCGAUGAUUGAAAACAAGUCGCCGAUCAUGCAAUUGCGAAAGGCCGAGCUGCAGCACGGUGAUAUUCUUUGCUUUGAGCGCACCCUCGACGCUGAAGAGGCCAAGCAGUACGAGCGACCAUUCGUCCCGGACUAUUUUGGCUUCCUCAGCAACCGCCUUGUGGUUGAAUUCCGCGAGCUCGACAAGCCAACCGUCCCUGGCUUCAAGCUUGAGCUCUCAGUCCUCACGUCGUACGACGAGGUUUCCAAGCAGGUGGGCGAAAAGACGGGCACCGAUCCGCUCUUCCUGCGGUUCACCGGCGUUCGCUACAUUCUUGCCACUGGGGAACUUGGCCCCGCGAUGGCUCCGAUCAGCCGCCAGAAGAUCUCGACCCUUAGCUCCAUGCUGCUGUACUUGUACACUGCAGCCUAUCCGGCCACCAACCGUCGCUCCACGCUGCUGUUCUACGAGAAGCUGAGCAUGUCCAUUGUUGAUGUGGAAAACCGCGCUCCAGUUCGCUCGGUGCUGAUGAACGCCAAGAAUCAAAAGGAGAAGGAGCUCAGUCUCCUCGUCCCGAAGGAGGCCACUCUUCAAGAUGUUCUGGACGACACGCUGAAGCAAGUUGAGCUCCCGGAGGGCGGCUCUCGCAAGUUCCGAAUCUUCUCUCUCAUCUCUGGCGGCUCCAGCUACAAGGAGUAUUCCCCUACGGACCCAGCCGUCCCGUACACGUCCGACAUGUACACCACGACCUAUUAUUUCGAGGAAAUUCCCCUCGACCAAUUGGAUGUCGCAGAGACUGAUCGGCUAGUUUUGGUCAAACACUUCCAUAUUGAAUCGUACCACCCGCACGGAGUACCGUUCGUUUUCCGUGUCGGCCCGGAGGAAACUGUCGCGCAACUCCGCCAACGGCUUCAAGCCAAGCUCGACGUCAACGAUAAGGAGUUUGCCAAGUAUGGGCUGGCUAUUUUGCAGCAGUACGGCCGCAAGACAGAGUUUGCGGACGAAAACGACAUUGUUCUGAAUCGCUUGGGUCUCCAGGACAUGCUUGGUCUGGAUCAUGUCGACAAAACGCCAAAGGCUGUCUCCCGCUACGAUCGUGCCAUCAAGAUUCACAAUUAAAGCUGGAGGAGGGGGAACUCUGGUUUGUUUGUUUGGCGAGGAUGAGUGACAGGGUUGAUGCUUGUAACUCUCUGCCCUUGCUUUUGUCAUUUUGAUGUCCAUUUGUGUGACUGUGUGUUUGUUGUUUGUUGUUGUUGCUGUUUUGUUGUUGCUGUUGUUGUUGUUGUGGCUUUGUGCUGUGAUCUAGUUCGUUGUCGAAUCACACUGCUCCAAACUGGA